AUGCGACUUGAUCCGAGUGCCUUCCGGCGGGGAGGGGCCAUCUGGACGUGCGCCCGGUGCAAGAGUUCACAGGCACCCCUCCACGACUCGCGGCGCGGAUAUAGCUCCUACAAGAGGCCGGUCAAGGUAGUGCGACCGCGCAGGGCUGUAGCAUGGGCUGCGGCUGGUAGUGGCCUAGGAGCCAGUUUGCUGUUCUUCAGCGAUGAUAUUAGACAUGGUUGGCUUGCUGCAGAAAGGACAGGCCGGGUGGUCACCGCGCUGGCAGUGUGCAUAAACGACUACCGAGUCGCGCUCAAACAAGAUCUCGAUGACCCCGAACAAGAAGCCGCCAACCUCAAAGCCUGCCACAAACGCUGCGCCGAACGGACGUUGAAGGUGCUGGAGAAAAAUGGCUCGGUGUUCAUCAAGCUCGGCCAGCACUUGUCGUCCAUGGGAUAUCUCCUGCCUACGGAGUGGACCGACACAUUUAUCCCUCUGCAAGACAGGUGUCCGGUGUCGCCCUAUGAGUCGAUAGAGGAUAUGUUUCUCCGUGACACCGGCCACCGGAUAGAAGACGACUUCGACGACUUCUCCAAGGAGCCGAUUGGGGCGGCUUCGUUGGCACAGGUGCACACUGCCAAAUUGAAGAACUCGGACCAGAAAGUGGCGGUCAAAGUGCAACAUCCGAGUUUGGAGGAGUGGGUGCCGCUGGACCUGGCCCUAACGAGGUUCACGUUCCGUACGUUAAAAAGGGCGUUCCCGGAUUACGACAUGGAAUGGUUGAGUAGGGAGAUGGACUUUUCCUUGCCGCAAGAAUUGGAUUUCAGCCUGGAGGGAGCAAACGCCGUCCGGGCCAAGGAAUACUUCGAAAAACACACCAACCUGCCCCUCGUCAUCCCCAAGGUGAUAUCGGCGCGUCGACGGAUCCUGGUCAUGGACUACGUGACCGGGGCCAGAGUGGACAAUUGGACGUAUCUCGACAAGCACAACAUCUCCAGAGACGAAGUGUCGGCCGCGCUCGCCAGGAUCUUCAACGUCAUGAUCUUUCAGAACGAUGCCCCCCUGCACUGUGACCCGCAUGGAGGGAACCUGGCCAUUCAACACAACCCGAAGAGAAGAUACCCGUACAACUUUGAUGUCAUUCUUUAUGACCACGGGCUCUAUCGCAUGCCAGAUAAAAAGCUGAGGCACGACUACGCCAAGUUGUGGCUGGCCGUCAUCAACGCGGAUGAAGCACAGAUGCGGAAAUACGCGUACGAAGUCGCAGGCAUCACCGACGACCAAUUCCCGCUCUUUGCGUCAGCGAUCACGGGUCGAGAUUAUCGAGUCUUGACGAACAAGAAGAUCGCCACAUCCUUACGCGAUGCCGAUGAAAAGCAAGCCAUCAACGAAGUCUUUGGGGAAGACCUUCUUCAGCAACUCGUCCAACUAUUAGGCCACGUUCCUCGCAUUAUCCUCCUCAUCUUGAAAACCAACGAUCUGACCCGCAGCCUGGACGAGUCGCUGGGCUCGAAGCAACCGAUGCGGCCCAUGUUGAUUCUCGCCCAUUACGCCAGCCUGACUGUGUGGGAAGAGGAGAAGGAGAGAAUCCGUCGGCAGGGAGGUCUGCUGAUUCCCAGGAAUGGCUGGGCUUUGUUUCGAGCCUGGUUGAGCCACAUGAAGAUUGAGCUGAAGUUGUUCGGCUAUGAGCGCUACUUGUCGAUACGUAGGCAUCUACGACUCGAUGGGUAG
Messenger RNA from Capronia epimyces CBS 606.96, 1710 nucleotides. Its product is annotated as Atypical/ABC1/ABC1-B protein kinase. The transcript has 2 exons. The record is from RefSeq and is a predicted model, not a curated record. Gene Ontology annotation, cellular component: mitochondrial inner membrane. The coding region runs from base 1 to 1710 and encodes 569 amino acids. Gene Ontology annotation, biological process: mitochondrion organization; lipid homeostasis. NCBI's taxonomy places the organism in Eukaryota, Fungi, Ascomycota, Eurotiomycetes, Chaetothyriales, Herpotrichiellaceae.